AUGGAGAAUUUAACAGGAGAGGAUAUAUACACUUGGUGUAUGCAAAAGGAGAAAAAUCCUAAAAAGUGUUUAGCAAUAGGAGGAAAUUUCCCUGAAUUUUCAGAUGAAGAAGUCAUUAGAACAAUUAUAGAUAAAUUAUAUGGGGUUAAAAGACCUAAGAUUGUGGAUAAAUGGAGAGAGGAAAUAGCUAUAUUAAUAGAAGCUGAAAGGGAGUUAGAUCCAUGUAUGAUACCAAUGAUGAUAAUGGCAAAUGAGGAAAUUGGGAGGCGGUGGUAUAUUAUCUGGCCUAAAAGAAAAGAUGAGGAAGCUAGUAAUGCACACAUAUCCACUUCUAGGGAUACCCCUGAAAGGGAAAAUGCACAUAGUAAUACACAAGGAAAUGGUGCAAAUACAGAUGGAUCACAGUUUGAGACAAUGGUAGAUAGAGUGGUUACCCAGUUAGAACGCUGGCACUAUAAAGGGAGCUAUAGGAGACUACGAAUAUUUUCAGGGAUAGUGCCUGUACCACUAGGUGAAGAAACGUACGAGUCCUGGAAGGAAGCUGCUGUUCAGCAAGCUGAGGAAUGGCAAUGCCCUGAUCAAAUAAAAAGGCAAAGAGUGGUUGAAAGCCUAAGAGGGCCUGCCAUGGGAAUAAUACAGGUAGCUAGACGAAGUAAUCCACAAGCUACUCUUGAGACAUAUUUUGAGGCUCUAGAUUAUACCUAUGGUACAUUAGAAGAUGUAGGGGAUUUAACAUUUAGGUUGCAUCAUACGUUCCAGGAACCUGGAGAAAAGUUAAGUGCAUAUUUAAUAAGAUUGGACAAACUUUUAUACAAGAUAGUAGAAAAGGGUGGAAUUACCCGGGGCGAAGUAGAUAGAAGCAGAAUGAAACAGUUAAUGAGGGGAGCACUGACAACUGAUUCUGUGGCCCAGAAAAUUAGAUGCUCUGGAACCAGGGAACCUAUUCCUACUUUUAAUGAAUUAUUAAAAGAAAUAAAGCAAGAAGAAGUAUUAAUCGAAAUGAGAGAAAAAACAAUAAAAAAAGGUUAA
Molecule: messenger RNA, 1029 nt
Organism: Pseudophryne corroboree (corroboree frog)
Lineage: Eukaryota; Metazoa; Chordata; Amphibia; Anura; Myobatrachidae
Product: paraneoplastic antigen Ma1 homolog
Exons: 1
Coding region: 1-1029 (342 amino acids)
Source: RefSeq, a predicted model, not a curated record